Messenger RNA from Solanum lycopersicum (tomato), 1820 nucleotides. RefSeq names its product polypyrimidine tract-binding protein homolog 2. Gene Ontology annotation, molecular function: mRNA binding. Gene Ontology annotation, cellular component: nucleus. Lineage: Eukaryota; Viridiplantae; Streptophyta; Magnoliopsida; Solanales; Solanaceae. Gene Ontology annotation, biological process: regulation of RNA splicing. The record is from RefSeq and is a predicted model, not a curated record.
AGUUAAUCGUUAACCUUAUAUAAAGAGAAACCAUCAAUCAGUUCAUCUAACUCGUCGGCUUUUCAUCUCAUCUACUCGGCGUUGUUGUGCGGUGGUUCCGUCGGUGAAACCCUAAUUUCUGAUAACAUCCGCUUAACCUAGCUUGGUUUGUAGUUCGGAUGGCAUCUGCAUCUAGCCAGCCUCAGUUUCGAUACACACAACCCCCAUCAAAGGUCCUUCAUUUGAGAAACUUACCAUGGGAGUGCACAGAGGAGGAGCUGAUCGAAUUGGGAAAACCUUUUGGUAGAGUUGUGAAUACCAAGUGUAAUGUAGGAGCAAACCGAAAUCAAGCAUUUAUAGAGUUUGCAGAAUUAAAUCAAGCCAUUGCAAUGAUAUCGUACUAUGCCUCUUCCUCUGAACCAGCUCAGGUACGGGGGAAAACCGUCUACCUACAAUAUUCCAACAGGCAAGAGAUAGUGAACAACAAAACUACAGCAGAUGUAGCUGGAAAUGUGUUGUUGGUUACAAUUGAGGGAAAUGAUGCUCGCCUUGUCAGCAUUGAUGUUUUACACUUGCAGGCCAAUGUCCAGGAUAUAUCUUCAAUGGCAGCUUAUUGCAUCGGGAGAAAGAGCGCAUGCGUGUAUUUUCAGCUUUUGGAUUCGUGCAUAAGAUAACGACAUUCGAGAAGACUGCAGGAUUCCAGGCUCUGGUGCAAUUUUCUGAUGCAGAAACCGCUACCUCAGCAAAGGAUGCCCUGGAUGGAAGAAGCAUUCCCAGCUACUUGAUUCCGGAACUGGGACCAUGUACCCUUAAAAUCACAUAUUCUGCCCAUACUGAUCUGAGUGUGAAGUUUCAGAGUCAUCGUAGCAGGGACUACACCAAUUCUCUUCUUCCUGUUGCUUCCUCAGCCAUAGAUUCAAGUGGUCAGUUCAGUUUGGGUCUGGAUGGGAAGAAACUGGAACCUGAGAGUAAUGUUCUUCUUGCUUCCAUUGAGAACAUGCAGUAUGCAGUAACCUUGGAUGUCCUAUACACGGUUUUCUCAGCUUUUGGUCCUGUCCUAAAGAUUGCAAUGUUUGAUAAGAAUGGAGGGCUUCAGGCUCUGAUACAAUAUCCAGAUAUGCGCACAGCUGCUGUUGCGAAGGAAGCUUUGGAAGGACAUUCCAUAUAUCAAGGUGGAUAUUGCAUGCUUCAUAUCUCUUACUCUCGACACACAGAUCUUAGUAUAAAGAUUAAUAAUGAUCGCGGCAGGGAUUACACAAUCCCAAAUACUCCGAUGAUGAAUUCUCAACCUUCAAUCAUGGGGCAACAGCCGCCUCAGAUGGGAGGUCCAGGCGUUCAUCCCUAUGGUGCCCCUGCCCAGUGCACGCCAGUUCCAGGUGUUGCUCCGCCUCAGCAUUCUGCAGGGUGGAACUCGGCCCCCGCCACUGCAACUCCAUCAAUGCCGAUGCAGAUGCAUAACCACCCUUACAUGCCAACUGCUAGUAUGCCCUCUCAAAUGGGUCCUGGGAUGAUGCCAAUGCAUGGACAGAACGUCAUGCCACAUUCUACUCCAAUGCCUCCUUAUCAUCCACAAUAUCACUAGUGCGAAACAAGUUUUGCCUACUAGAGUCCUCAAUAUUGUUGCAGAGAUGUGUUAACCAAAGAUGUCACUAGUCUUUUGGUCCUAACUUGCAUAUCUUGCUUCUUUUUUUGUCUGUAUUUUCUGUCAUGUUCUCUUUUUUCUCCCUUUUGAGGUCAAUGGAUGGUUUCAUACCUGCUUUUAGGCUCUGCAUUGUACACUAUUCUUGAUAUCAUCUAUCAUCACAAUGAAUGAUAAUUGGAGCCAAAGGCUUUUCCUUUCA